This is a messenger RNA of Rubroshorea leprosula, 3669 nucleotides long. The record is from the annotation of a GenBank genome assembly. NCBI's taxonomy places the organism in Eukaryota, Viridiplantae, Streptophyta, Magnoliopsida, Malvales, Dipterocarpaceae.
CAUCUGGGUCUUGGGUGGUUUCUGUUUUCCAUCACUCUCCAUUUCACUUUCAUCACCAACUUUGCUUGGAAAGUUCACACACAUUCUUCAAAUUUAGUCAUUCUCUGUGUUUUCUGGUACCGGAAUGUCACUUGAUCAUUGAACUCCUGAAACAACAACUACCAUCUGGUUCUGCUCAAGCCUAGAAAGAAAGACUAUGGACCAUAAGACAUGGCUUUGGAGGAAAAAGUCUUCUGAGAAGACAAUUGUUGCAGCUGACAAGGUCGACAUUUCCUUGAAACAUACUGAUGGAGAGGUACAGACACAUCCAGCAGAGAGGGGAUAUGAUACACCAGCGAAACACCUCAACGAGAAGCUUGCAUCAGUCCUCCUAGAUUGUCAUGCUAACAAUGACCUUGAGAUGAAAAAGGAAAAACUGCUGCAAGAAGCCAAUGCAGGUAGGGAAAAGGCAGAAGCAGAAGUAGUCUUCCUGAAGAAAGAAUUAGAUGAAGCUGUGAGGCACAGAGUAGAGGCAAAUGAAAAGUUAACACAUUCGGAUGCUGCACUGAAAAAAUGCAUGCAACAAUUAGAGUUUGUUCGAGAAGAGCAAGAGCGAAAGAUACGUGAUGCUAUCUUGAAAACAUCAUGUGAGCUUGAGAAGGCACAAAAAGCAUUAGAAGAGAAGUUGGUGGAGACAAGAAGAAGAGUCACGGAAUUAGCCAUUGAGAAUGCUCAUCUAAGUAAGGCCCUGCUAGUCAAAGAGGAGUUGAUUGAUGAUCAGCAUAAGCAGAAGCUGCAAGCAGAAGUUGAAUUUAGUACUCUAAUAGCUAGACUAGAUUCUGUGGAAAAGGAGAAUGCAUUUUUGAAAUAUGAGUUUCGUAUUCUAGAGAAGGAGCUUGAUAUCCGAAAUGAGGAGUUGGAAUACAGCCGUCAGUCAGUGGAUGCAGCACACAAGCAGCACUUGGCGAGUGUAAAGAAAAUCACAAAGUUGGAAUCCGAAUGUCAGAGGUUACGUCUGCUCUUGCGAAAGAGGCUGCCAGGUCCAGCUGCCAUGGUGAAACUGAAGAGUGAAGUAGAAAUGCUGGGAAGGGACCAACAGGUAGAGAUGAGAAAAAAGACAAAUUCCAAUAGAAGUUUGGUUGUAAGAGACUGCACCAUGGAAAACACUCCUGGAAUCCAAACUGAUAGUCUCAGUCACCUGAUAGAGCAGUUGCGCAAUGUGGAGGAAGAAAACAAGAUUCUUAAACAAAUAGCAACUAAUAAAAAUGCUGAACUUCAAUCUUCAAGGCUGAUGUAUUCUCGAACGUCAUCUAGACUGUCACAAGUUGAGGCUCAGCUCAAAGGGCUCUCUAAUGGUCAGAACAACUUAAUGGAGGUGGCCCAGUGUAGCACCAUAUCGAGUGAGCUAACUCCAAGAUCAGGUUUUGACAUCGUCAGUGAUAGUGGAGUAACCUCUUCCAGUUCAUGGGCUAAUGCUCUGAUUUCAGAACUGGAGCAUUUCAUAGAUGGAAACCACAAGAACCCACAAGAAAGCAAAGCAAUCAUAGUUCCAGAGAUGACAUUAAUGGAUGACUUUGUGGAAAUGGAGAAGUUGGCCUUAGUUUCAGUGGGACACGCUUCAGGUGGCAGACGUCAUCAAGUAUCAGGUGGUGAGGAAUUGGUUCCGGUAGCACCAGGCAAAUCUGGCUUCAGCGAAACAAAAGAAUUCUCAAAAGAUGUAGCAACUGAAAAACCUUUUGAUUGGCUUCAGGUUGUGCUGAAUGCUAUCUCAGAGCAACGACGUAUUUCAAAGCGAAGUCUAGAUGAACUCCUUGAGGACAUCAAGAUUGCUUUGGGUUAUACAAGUCAUCGAAGUGCCCGUGAUAUCAGCAAAAUGAAAAACUCAGUAGACAGUCCUAAAGACCCUCUUGUUAUCAGUGGUUUCCUAACCUGGAAUUCUCCAAACUCAUCUCCUCUCACAAGUUCAUUGAGUGGAGAUUCCACUGUGGUAAGCAAGGCAGAAGCAACAAAGAAGCAGGAGGUUCAGUUGAAUCUGAGUAACUCAAUCAGUAAAAUCAUUGAGCUGGUUGAAGGGAUCAACUUAACAUCUUCUAAUGCCUUAAGCAGUUGUUUUGAGAGGGAUCAAAGUCCAAGGGAAUUUGCAGAAGAUACAGACUACUUCAUCCAUGUUUUUCAAUGGAAAAGUUCUGAAUUAAGCACUGUUCUGCAACAAUUUGUUUGUACUUGCAACUUAUUCUUGAAUGGAGAAGCUGAUCUUGAAAAUUUUGCUAGAGAAAUCUCACAUACAUUAGACUGGAUUUUGAACAACUGUGUUACUCCUAAAGAUGCUUCAAGCACAAGGAAUAAGAUCCGGAGGCAUUUUGGUUGGAAUAAAUCACAAAGUGGAAAUGACAUUGUAGAUGGAGGGUGCAUGGAAUCCGUUAUUGAUCCUGUUUCUAAAUCAGCGCAUGACCAAAAUGACAAAUCUGCAAUAGAAGGUAUUCAGUUGCUGCAAGAAGAAAACAAGAGUUUAAAAGAUGCAUUGAAGAAAAUGGAGGCCAGGUUGGAAUCAGCAACAGAUAAGAGCAAGGCCUUGGCAGAAAAGCUUAAGGAAACAGAAGAAACUGUUGGAAGCUUACAAGCAGAACUGAAAAACUUGAAACACACUAAGGAAAUAAGUGAGGAUCAGAUUGAAAAUCAGAAAUCAAUUAACGAAGAUCUUGAUACCCAGCUCACAAUUGCCAAAGCUAAACUGAAUGAAGUCUUCCAGAGGUGCUCGUCUAUGGAAGUUGAACUGGAGUACAAAAAUAACUGUUGUGAAGAGCUAGAAGCAACAUGUCUUGAGCUUCAACUCCAGCUAGAGAGUGUUGCAAAAGAAACACCAAAGAUUGGAGGGAACCUAGAGGAAAAACAGCCUCAAAAUGGUUGGGAAAUUACUGCAGCUUCUGUGAAGCUGGCAGAGUGCCAAGAAACAAUUCUGAACCUGGGGAAGCAGUUAAAGGUGCUGGCCUCACCAAGAGAAGCAGCACUCUUCGACAGGGUUUUCUCUACCAGUGGUGCUGCAACCACCAUGAUUAAUAACAAGAGGUUAAACAAACACUUCUCCUUGCGUGACCAGAUGCUAGCAGAAGAUGGUGCUAAAGCAGAGAUUCUCAGGUCUCCCAAGGUUAAAGGAACUCUAAGCAUUGAAGAUGCAGAGAAACAAUCCCUUCCAGUUCCUGACCCCAGUAAUUGCAGUGCCUUGCAAUGUCCUAUUAUCCCUAUAAAUACAGUGGAAACACGUGUUGGCUCAAAGAAGGAAAUUGGUAAUGCUGCUGUUAUGUCCUUGGCUAUUGUGCCAAGUAAGAAGAAAGGAGUUGGAUUGCUGAGGAGGCUGCUGAUGAGAAGGAAGAAAGGUAUCGGCAAGGCAUGCCGAUGAAGAAAGAAAGUCCAAAUGGAUACUUGUUAUUAGAGAGAGUAAACGUAACAGGUGAAGCUAAUAUUCCAUGUGGUUUCUUUGCGUGGCGACUGGUGUUUCGAUAAUGGUGAGAUUUACUAGUUUGUCAGAAAAUUCAUAAAGAGAGAACAGGGAGGUGUGUAGUGCCUUUAGUGUGAUGUAUAUACGUGUGUUUUAGGGCAUUUGAAGACAGGAUUAUCAUUCAGAAAUUUGAGCAUAAAUUUUUCAACAUCAUAUACCAUUAGACUCAGCAAAAAUCAACUCGGCCCUAACCC